Paramecium sonneborni is the source of this 1219-nucleotide messenger RNA. The record is from the annotation of a GenBank genome assembly. Lineage: Eukaryota; Ciliophora; Oligohymenophorea; Peniculida; Parameciidae.
UUUAUUUAUGUCUCAAUAAUUUGUGGGAAUCAACGGAGAAUAGACAGGCCUUGGAUUCACGAAUCGAGAUCAAGGUGCAAAAGUUGAAGAAGAUCAAGGUUUGAUUGAUUUCAAAAUAAUAACCAAUGAUGGAACCCAUGAAAGCAUGAAAAUGCUGAUUGAUCUCAAAAACAUCUUCGCUAGGUAAUUACCAAAAAUGCCUAAAGAAUAUAUUGUACGAUUAGUCUUUGAUCGGAAUCAUGAAUCUAUGUGUAUAAUAAAAGUAUUUCAUCAUAGUUAUGUAUUUAGGACAACACUAAAGUCAUUGGAGGAAUUUGUUAUAGAAAAUAUCCAACUUAACGAUUUGCUGAGAUAGCAUUCUUAGCUAUUACUGCUACACUCUAAGUCAAGGGUUAUGGAACUAGAUUAAUGAAUAAAUUUAAAGAACAUAUUCAAAAACAGGAUGUUGAAUAUUUACUAACUUAUGCUGAUAAUUAUGCCAUUGGAUACUUUAGAAAACAAGGAUUCUAUUAAGAAAUCAAAAUGUAGCUAGAUCGAUGGAAAGGAUUCAUUAAGGAUUAUGAUGGAGGAACUCUAAUGGAAUGUUAUGUACAUCCUACUAUUGAUUAUGGAAAUAUUAGUGAUCUAAUUAGGGAAUAAAAACAGGUAAGAUUUAGUUUAAUACUAGCAAAUGAUAGAUAUUAUUAAGAAAUUAACCUUAAAUGAUAGAGUUUACCCUGGAUUGGAUAAGCAAAAUUACAAAGUUGAAAAUUCAAAUUCUGAUAAGCCUGCUGUCAAACCUGAAAGUAUUUAAGGCAUUUUAGAAAGUGGAUGGACUUUAGAUGAUUAUAAUGAACUCAAAAAAUAAAAAGAAAAAACUUUCAUGAUAUCUUGCCAAUAAAUUAUUGACACCAUGAGAAAACAUAAAUCUGCUUGGCCUUUCUUAGAUCCAGUCAACAAAGAUGAUGUUCCUGAUUACUAUGAUGUUAUUACAGAUCCUAUUGAUAUCAAAACUAUUGAAAAAAAAUUACAGUCCAAUUAAUAUACAUCCAAAGAUCUCUUCAUUAAGGAUGUUAAGAGAAUAUUUAUAAAUUGUAGAAAUUACAAUCAACCUGAUACCAUUUACUAUAAAUGUGCCAAUGAAUUAGAACGCAGCAUUGAUGAUUAUUUAAAGAAACUUAAAGAUGAAUAAUAAAUCCCUGGUGUUAGUAAAAAAAUCAAAAAAACAAGUAAUAAAUGA